Messenger RNA from Apis mellifera (honey bee), 3738 nucleotides. Its product is annotated as leukocyte receptor cluster member 8 homolog. NCBI's taxonomy places the organism in Eukaryota, Metazoa, Arthropoda, Insecta, Hymenoptera, Apidae. Gene Ontology annotation, cellular component: nucleus. The coding region runs from base 193 to 2523 and encodes 776 amino acids. The record is from RefSeq and is a predicted model, not a curated record. The transcript has 7 exons.
UAUAUUUCUCAGCACCAUUUUAGUUCAUUGAAACGGUUAGUCAUUUCGAAAGCGUUACAAUUCAAUAAAAUGUAUUCGAGAAUACUUUAAGAAUUUUAUUUCCUGGUCUAAAAAAUCCGUGAAGGCGAGGCUACAGCGUCGCAGAAGAAACAGCAGCCAUUUCAACAACAGCCACAACUUGGAGUAGGCUCAAUGGCGAAUAUGGCAUGGCAAUAUCCCUCGCCAAACAAUAUCCAUAAUAUGUUUUCUCCAUAUUCAGGACAAUUGUAUGGACCAGGGUAUCAAAGUGUACCUCAUCAAGGACAAACAUUUAGUUAUUAUCAUGCAAUGAUGCCUGGAUAUGGACAACCUUUUACUCCACAGCAGAUGCAACAGCAGCAGCAGCAACAUCAACAACAACAACAGCAACAGCAACAGGACAACAAUCAAGGAAAGCAGUUACAUCAGCAACCACCAGUACCUGGAACUCCAAUGUCUUUAGAUGAUGAUUCUGAACUUCCUCCUUUACCUCCUGGACCUCCACCAUCUGUGCAAACAUCUCAACAACACAAUAAUCAAGUACAACCAACAAUACAGCCUCAUCCAGGUUAUAUGUAUAAUGCAUUUUCAUAUGGUACUUGGAAUGGAAUGCAUAAUGAUAUGUCUCAAUAUAAUAAUCAAAUUCGUUUCAAUGUAUACAACAAAAAGAAUGGUUUAACUUUUCUCUCUCCAUCUGGCAAUAGUGGAGCUGCAAAGAAAAAACGUAAGCGGAAUAAAAAUUUAGCAGCUCAGUUCAACAAUAGCUUUCAGGCAAACAGUUCAACGACGAAUUUUGUACCGGGUCCUAAUCUGAAGACCGAGUUACCACCUUUACCUCCUGCACAGCGUGAAGUAGUGGCUCCUCUUCCACCAACUGAAGAAUCCUCCACUCCUACUACACCCACUAUCACAACUGUUAAUAAUACAAUUCCUAGUGCUGGUACACCAGCUGUAGGUACUCCCUCUAUUGUGACAAAUCCCAGCCCAGUUGGUGAUUGGCCUGACAGCUUGAAGAAUUAUGUAAAUAGGUGUUAUGAAAAAUGUAAAACAGCAGUGGACAAGGAUCAAGUUGAGAUUAUAUUAAAAGGAAAAAUUACGCGUGCCGCGAAUGAUGGCUCACUUUGGGUGAAAGAUUGGGACCAAGAACCUUUGCCUAGCAUUCAUAGUGAACGUAUGACUAUGACGAUAAAACCUCAAAAACCGGCCUUGAAAUUAAAUAAUUUACCAAAUCCACUGAUAAAUGCACAGGGAGGCUUGCGCAAGCCAGGUCUCUCCACUUCUCUCGGGGCUCGGCUUGGCGCUCGUCUCUCUGUGAAUUACAAACGGUCAAGGUCGAGGACUAGAUCAAGAUCAAGAUCAAGAUCAAAGUCAAGAUCGAGGUCGAGGUCGAGAUCGAGGUCAAAGUCGAGGUCACGUUCAAAUACACGUAGCCCACCAUCACGAAAAUACAGACGUAGUACAUCAUCGUCGUCGAACGUUAGUGAUCGGGAACACGAUUAUAAAUCAUUAAAAACGAAAAAAUCUAUUAAAAGCAAACCAAGUCACAACAGCAAGAAAACAAAGAAGACUAAACAGAUGAAAUCACAUUUCUAUUCAGAAUUUGGUUUAGCUACAGGAAACACUGAGGAAUUAGGAUCCAAGGAGAAAUUACAGCAACGUGCUGCAAGAUUUAACGAUACUAUUUCUAGGACAGUCAGCAAUGGUGUUAAAGAUGAUUCUUCUACAGAUUUUGAUUUUACUGGACUUCACAUUGUUGGAAUAUGCAAGGAUAUAGAGAAACCAUAUUUACGUUUAACAUCUGCUCCAGCUCCCUCCGCUGUUCGACCGGUAAGUGUACUCCAAAAUUCUUUGGCACAUGUCAAGAAACGUUGGGUGGCUGAUCAGGACUAUAGAUAUGCUUGUGAUCAACUUAAAUCUAUUCGUCAAGAUCUUACCGUCCAAGGUAUUCGAGAUGCAUUUACAGUCCAUGUAUACGAAACACACGCUCGCGUCGCUCUAGAAAAAGGAGACCAUGAAGAAUUCAACCAAUGUCAAACGCAAUUAAGGAUGUUAUAUCAAGAUGUUGGUGGAGAAAAUCGAUGUGAAUUUAUUGCAUAUAGAAUAUUAUAUUAUAUUUUCACGAAAAAUACUCAAGAUUUAACAACCAUUUUAGCAGCUUUAUCAACAGAAGACAAGAAUGAUGAGUGCAUAAAGCAUGCAUUAAAAGUACGUUCAGCAUGGUGGUUAGGCAACUUUCAUGCCUUUUUCAAGUUAUACACUUCUGCUCCAAGGAUGGCAGCCUUUUUAAUGGAUUGGUUUGUUGCAAGGGAACGCAAGAAUGCACUGAAGAGCAUGAUAAAGUCCUACCGGCAAAAUUUGGCGGUUGAUUUCAUCGUAGCAGAAUUGGCCUUUGAAUCUUUGGACAAGUUUUAUGAAUUUGUCAAUGAAUUGGGGUUGGUUUAUGCUGAUCCUGAACAACAUCUAAUCGACUGCAAGACAAGCAGUGGUUCUGUAGGUGCUUGGUAAAAAAGCAACAUCACUCUUUUUUCGUGGAAGAUGUAUAAACAAAAAUCAUUAUUGUGCACAUUCAUAGGCACAAAUUUGUGUGUGUAUAUGCAUAUGUUUUCCAAUUAUGCAUAUGUAGGCUUAACAUAUGCAUAUGCAUGUGCAUAUAUUUAAUUACACAUUGAUCACUGAUAAUUCUUACCAUCCCCUAAUCAUUGUUCUCUUCGUUGAUCGACGCUACAAUAGUCGAGCAACAAUUUGUAAAUGAAAGUUUUCCCCGCAAUAAUUUGUACAUAUACGUGUCUCAAUCUCAGCCCACCGCAAAUGAAGAAUGCAUUUACAGGCUGAUGUGAAUUGUACAAAAAAAUUAGGAUGACCGUUUUAAAGUCGUCCGUAACUACCUCAAUAGAUUUCGGUAUGAAACCGAGUUCGUAGUAAAUUACAAAAAGAGAAAGAAAACAAUAGAAAGUUAUCUUCAGAAAACGAAUACUUCUUGUUUGGUCAAAACUUCAAAUUUCUUUGGUCACAGCUGAUCGAUUCUCUACAAUUUAUUCAUAUAUGAAUUUUUAGUCUUAUCUCUGGUAAUUCUUUUUCCAAACAAGAUCCACUAAAAGAAGUCGGAUUUUUUUAACUAUUUAUCAAAUCUUUUGCUCUAUACAAGGAUCUACGUUUCGUCAUUUCGAAGAACUAUCGAUUCGUAAUUAUUUCUACGAUAAAAAAUAUAAAGAAUUGAAAUCAAUGAAAAUGAAUAUAUGUAAUUACUAUGAAGGGUUUUUUGGUAAAAAUUAAAAUUAUUGAGGGUUUGACAAGAAAUUGGCAUGCUCGACAUUUCGUUGAUGAAGAAAGAAGAGAAGAAACAUGGGAAGACAUCAACAAGUUUUGAUUUGGUGGUAACAACAACAUGAAAUAUAUGUUCUAAGAAAAAGAAAAUAUUCGAUGAAUCGUGUUCAAGAAUCAGCAAUUAGAAACUUUUAACGGGACAAAUGCAUAUUGGUAUCUAAAUCAUUCUCGUGUGUGAAGAGUGAUUAUUUUUAUCUUUCUAAGUGUUUACUACAGGACAAUGUUUUUUUUCCUUAACAGUUUGUUGUCGAUUCUCGAGUGUCGAGAAUUUUAUCUUUAUGUUUUAUCCAAAACACAGGAGUACAGAGGUAUAUAAUGAAAGAAGAAAGAUUUCAUUGUACGAUCACAUUUGAAUAUAGUGUUGUACGUAAUAAAUUAUUUAAUUUUUGAAUAUUA